CCAUAAACCUCAUCAACCUUCAUACUAAAGCAAACAAAACUUGAAAGAAAAACCAUAUUAUUAUAUACUUACUACUAAUUUUUUGUGUUUAAUGGAAGGAGUUUCAAAUUCCACAAAUGGAAAUGUUGAUCAGAUAAAGUAUAGAGGAAUUCGUAGGAGACCAUGGGGAAAAUAUGCUGCAGAGAUUCGUGAUCCGACAAGAAAAGGAACAAGAAUAUGGCUUGGAACAUUUGAUACUGCUGAACAAGCUGCAAGAGCUUAUGAUGCUGCUGCUUUUCAUUUUCGUGGUCAUAGAGCUAUUCUAAAUUUCCCUAAUGAAUAUCAAGGUCCUAAUUCAUCAACUUCUUCAUUACCUAUGCCUCUUACAGUUCCUAAUCCGAAUCCUAAUCUUAAUCUUAAUCCUAAUACUAAUUCUAAUCCUAAUCUUAAUCCACCUUCUUCUUCAUCUUUUUCUUCUUACUCUGUUGAUGAUAAUUUUGAUUUUGAGUUUUUGGACAAUAAGUUACUUCACGAACUCCUUCAUGAUGGAACACAGUGAUUUACAAGCUACUAUUGAAGAAUAUCAAAUGGAAUGCAAUGUGUUGUUUGAUUAAUUUCUUUUUAUUAAAUUAUUUGGGUUUGUUUAUGUAUGUUAUUCUUAUAAUUAAAUGAGAUUGCGUAUUGGAUUUUUAUAAUAAUUGUAAGAAUUUAGUUGAGAAAGAAGUGAGACGGAUAUUUUUCUCUACUUUAA
Molecule: messenger RNA, 730 nt
Organism: Lathyrus oleraceus (garden pea)
Lineage: Eukaryota; Viridiplantae; Streptophyta; Magnoliopsida; Fabales; Fabaceae
Product: ethylene-responsive transcription factor ERF098
Exons: 1
Coding region: 92-538 (148 amino acids)
Biological process (GO): regulation of DNA-templated transcription; ethylene-activated signaling pathway
Molecular function (GO): DNA binding; DNA-binding transcription factor activity
Source: RefSeq, a predicted model, not a curated record